Messenger RNA from Diaporthe batatas, 3658 nucleotides. RefSeq lists its product as uncharacterized. Gene Ontology annotation, biological process: box C/D snoRNP assembly. Gene Ontology annotation, cellular component: nucleus. The coding region runs from base 409 to 2406 and encodes 665 amino acids. Gene Ontology annotation, molecular function: metal ion binding; RNA binding. The record is from RefSeq and is a predicted model, not a curated record. The transcript is spliced from 2 exons. Lineage: Eukaryota; Fungi; Ascomycota; Sordariomycetes; Diaporthales; Diaporthaceae.
AACCACCACCAAACCAAAUCUGAUGUUGCUCGACCAUUGAUAACUCUGCCAGAAACAACAGAAUCUUGCAACCCCCCCUUUCAUCACCACCACAGCUUCCCCUAGCGUCCAUUAACUUUUGGUCUCUACCAUCAUUACAACGACAAGUGUUGUUUCCCAGGGGGCCUCACCAAAGACUUCUCACACCACUUGUCCAAUCCGUGGUACCUCUCGUCUUUGUCCAUCAAACCUCCCACGUCAGCCGUCCCUGGCAUCUUCCACACCAAUCUUGACCCGAUCAGUCCCCAUCGGAUCCAGGUCUCUCAACGGCAGGCCUUGGAUCGGUUACCAUACCUGCCCCCGAGUGACCGGCCGACCGAACGUUUGCCGAGCCGAUAUUGACCACACGAGCAACGACCACCAGCCAUCAUGGCCUAUAAUUACGGCCCUCCUCCGCCCGCCCCGCCACCUGCCCCCUCAGCCGCGGGUGGCUAUCCACAAUAUCCUCCAUAUCAAAGCCAAGGUGGCCGUGGCGGCCAUUCAGCAAGAGCAGGUAGAGGCAACCACCAUCCACACGCUGGCAAUAGGCCCGAUUACCAGGCUCCUAGCCCGUACGGGUACAAUCCGCAACCACCUCAGCAUCAGCCACAGCCAUACGUUCCCCAGCAUCCCGGUCAGCAUCCAGGACAAUUCCCUGCCCAGCACGCGCAGUCAGGCCCUGGCGGAUACCCUCAAGCGCCACCGCAGCCACCGCAGCAAUGGCCUGAUCAGGGACACCAGCAUCAUGCCCCGGGUCCUCAGGCCUUACCUCCUCAGAAUUACCAUCCCAACUACGCUCAACACCUCUAUCAUCAGCAGCAGCAGCAGGCCUACGGACACCAGCAGGCACCACCACCGCAGCAGCAGCAGCAGCAGCAGCAGCAGACAUACGGAGCCCCCCCUCCACAACCUUACGGCCAGCCGUAUGCUGCUCCGCAACCGCCAAGUGGUCCUCCUCAGCAGUGGGGUGCUCCAGCCCCUGCUCCUGUGCCCUCGCACUCACCCCCUAACCAGCCUCAUCAGCAGCAGUAUGGAAGUGGCCGUGGCCGUGGAGGGCAUCACAACUCGUCCAAAGCGCAACAAAUGGGACCACCAAUCAGGAUGGGCUUUGACAACGCUCCUGUUCGGGACCCCAAUGCUCCAGUGAGCAGCGGGUACCCACCGCAGCCGUACGGGCCUCCACAGGGGUCCAGCCCAUAUCCUCCUGCGCCGUAUCAAGGCUAUCCUCCCCCUCCUGCUGCACACCCUAUCGCUGGUUCCCCGCACCAGCACGGCGCUGCGUUCCAACAGAACGGCCGCCCUCACGGUCGAGGAGGGUUUAAUAACCACGGCAGCAACUUCAGACAGCGCCCCGGGUUCAAUGACAACAAAGGUCGUCAUCACCAUCAUCACCACCAUAACAACCACAACAACAACAAUAACAACAACAAGAAGUCGGGUGGGCCCCCUUCAGCUCCGCAGACGCACCAUCAGAAGCCUGAUGCCGCCUCAGCUGGAAAGAAGAAGAAGCGGAAGACCAAUACUCUCGGUCUUACGCCCGGUGAGGAGUCCGAGGACGACCUAGACGAAGAAGCCAAGCUCAGCGAGCUCAUCGGCAGCGAGGUCCCUGAACUCUCGGAUAUUGCUGCAUGGAUCGAAGAACGCAAGCGCAACUUUCCUACCCAGAACCGCGUCAAGGCCAAGUUGGCCACGAGUGGCAUGAGCAAGAAGGGGGACGCCAAGGACGAGCGUACUUUAGCUCUUGAGAAGGAACAGGCCAAGGCCGACAAGCUGCGUCGGGAGCUUGAGCGGGUCGAGUCCAGCUUGAAGCGAAAGCGGGAGCAGCAAGAUGCUGGCGACGACAUGCGGGGCGUUGCUGCUAGUACCUCCAAGUCGCCCUCGCUCAAGUCCGAGGACGACAAGCCGGAGGUGGCAUCCGUCAAGCAGGACCCUAAUGCUAACCUUCCCCCACCUCCCAAGAAAGCCGACCCCACCAAGCACUGCAAGUACUAUUCCACCGGAGGCACAUGUGGCAAGAAGGGCAAGUGCCGCUUUGUCCAUGAUCCUGCCGUGAGAGAAGCUGCGUUGAAGGAGCGGGAGAUGAAUGGGGGCCGAAUGACGCUUCAGCAGCGACUGACGCUCAAUGACAAGGAUCAAGAAGAUCUGACAAUCAUCAAGACGCUCGCCUACCUCAAGGAGAAGGGCUUGAUGGAGGCCAAGUCAGCCUCGAAUGGGACAGGUGCGAACGAUAAAUUUCCGACCCCAAGCACCAAAUCCUCAUUGCCUCCUCCUCCAGCCAAUGGUCUGCCGCCUCAGCCACCGCCGAGCGUUGUGUCCACGCCGGCAGUCCGUUAUCAGGGCUGGAAUCUCAGCGGAUUUGGGAAUACUGGUGUCAAGAGUGACCAUUAAGAUACGCCCUCUCCUGAACCCGUAUUAAGCCCAGUUGUACACUUCAGAGACCAACAUCGCGGGCCUGAUAUGUGAGGUUAGGUUUUUUCCCCGCAGCCGGAAUCAUAGGCGCAAGGGCCAUCGUUGGGAAUGCAUUCGUUGGUCAGACAAAGACGGCGGAAUCGACAGAAGACCUACCACAGUACUGGCGGUGUCCGCAAGCAUUUCCGAUUUGCGAUAUCCAAGACGUACUCCUUUCAGACAAUUAGAAAUUCGACACAGUCCUCAGUGGUACGUGGUCAAACUCGGAUCAACAAUAUGGCCGCCGACGUUGUCCGUGUCAGCCUCGGCCGUUUAUCCAUUCCAAAAACAACAGUCAACCUAGAUCUUGCAAAGUUGUCGAGGGUAGUGUCUCUCGGUCUGUCCUCAAGUUCAUUGUGCCCUAGCUAUCUUGUGGUCAACUUGCUGUCACCUUUUCUUCUGCCAUGUGCUGCAGCAUUACCACACGGGUUCGACAGUGUCUGACUUGGCCUCUGGGCUUCUGUGGGACGUUGGUUUCCAGUUUCUGCGACACCUCAGGGGGUGGCACCCCAAUGCACCCCAGCUUGAAUCUGCUUGAUCUUGUGUUCGUGUGGAAGUGGAACUUGUUUUUCUGUUUAUUCUCAUCUUGCAGCGGCGCUCGGAAAGACUUCAUGGGUGAUAACACAAACAUCACGGCCGGAUAGACCAGUAAUCCAAACCCUCGCGACUUGCACCCCUUUCCCUUUUCUCAGUAGAUACAACGCUUGCCUAAUAUACGCAGCUUGGCACCCAGAAGUAUGACGUACGGGACUACUAGUAACUUUGUCUCGUCCUUUAGAUCGCGCCGUUUGCUGUCCCUUACAAACGGAUCAAUUGGACAAGCACACCAGCUCACCAAAACUGGGUGCCCAGGACCGUAGCUGAUCUUGGAUCGGACCUCGAGGACUGGAGAAGCAGGCAAAUGCCCUCCUCGGGGCCGCCAGCUGAAAUCGACUUGGUGUACGUCUGCACGGACAAGAUCUGCUUCACAAUGUGAAUGAGCGAGCUAUUGUGAAAUAAAAGGAUCGCCCCUCAUGUCCGUUCAGCUUUUUAUUUAACAUUUUGAAUCGUCAUUUCUAAAGAGGCUAGUUGCAUCUUCCACCAGGCAUAUCGAAGGAGCAGUUCCUGGACUUGCAGGUCCUAUUUUCUGGACGUGCCACCGAGUUAGUAGAGGGCAACUUUAGUCUUAGAUACUAAGACGGACCCAUUGAAU